AUGGAUACUGAUUGGUGUAUCAUGUGCGAUUCUCACUGCAACAUUUCCGGAGCCAUCUAUUGUUCAGAGGAAUGCAAACUUCGUGACCACAUGGAAAAUGCAUAUUACCCUCCUUCAACUUCCAUCAACUGGUGGUGGAGUCGUAGAUUCACAAUACGGAAUCAAUCUGAAGCAUUCUUCAAAAGUUCAAUUGCCUCCUCCACAACAGCCUACGCUGUUUUACCACCGGGCCCCAAUGCCUCGUUAUAA
Molecule: messenger RNA, 249 nt
Organism: Acaulospora morrowiae
Lineage: Eukaryota; Fungi; Glomeromycota; Glomeromycetes; Diversisporales; Acaulosporaceae
Source: the annotation of a GenBank genome assembly